UGAAAAUCCAGGGUGGGUUGGUGGCGUAGAGGGACGUGGUGGCAGAGUUGGCAUGCUUCUUCCCAAAGAGUUUGCUGAAGGUUCCCUGCAUCGUCUGGUUCUUUUUCAUGCUGCUGCAGGCCUGUCUGUCCCCGAGGGAAGGACUUGCCCUCCCGCGCUCUGUCCUGCCCCUGACUGAACUCCGCAGCGUCUCCGCAGGGGACACUACCAGGCCAUGGCCCCCAGCCGCGCUCCCCGCCCGCGCACCCCACGACAGGUGGUGCGGGCGCCGCCGCCGCUCGCCUGGAAAUGCGAGCUACCUGGACAGUGACAUUUCUGAGAAGUCCCCUUCGGCUUCAAGAGACAAGAAGAGCCAUGCCUUCGGGGCUUGCUGCUGUGCGGACAUUGUUUUCCAGGACUCACAAAAAUCCUCAACCCCCAGCCAUGGACAAAAGAUGCCAUCAGACAAAAAAGUGAAGACGCCGCCGUCACCCCGGCCACCACCGCUGUCACAGACGUGGAAACGAGACCGAGAGCAGUCCCUGGUGGCAGCUUUUGUACCAGUAGUGGUGGAUCCUCGGGGGCACAACCCAGAUAACAUCAGGUUCAAUUUCUACACCUCCCAGUACUCCAACUCUCUGAACCCCUUCUACACCUUGCAGAAACCCACCUGUGGCUACCUGUACCGCAGGGAGACUGACCACACCCGCAAACUUUUCGAUGUUCCUCCAGCGAAUCUAAUCUUGUGGCGUACCUAA
Molecule: messenger RNA, 737 nt
Organism: Onychomys torridus (southern grasshopper mouse)
Lineage: Eukaryota; Metazoa; Chordata; Mammalia; Rodentia; Cricetidae
Gene: Cimip3
Product: GUCA1A neighbor
Exons: 3
Coding region: 108-737 (209 amino acids)
Source: RefSeq, a predicted model, not a curated record